GUCUGGUGUCUGCACCAAAUCAGCUUCAGGGAUGUAGUCGAAGCGGCUUAGAGCUCAGCCCAUCCGAGCUCAUCAUCAUGAAGAAACACUCCGCCAGGGUCGCCCCGCUGUCUGCCUGCAACAGUCCGGUGCUCACCCUCACCAAAGUGGAAGGAGAAGACCACAUCAGGGACAGUGUGGUGGGCCCCACAGACACACAGGCCGCGGGCGUUGUGGCCGGAGCAGAGUCGAGCUCCAGCAAACGGAAGCUGCACUGCUGCAUCAGAGUAACAACCGUACAGGUGAGCAAGGCCCUGUGGGGAGUCGCCAUGGUGAUGUGUGUAUGCUGCUCCUGGGCAGGCUCCACCCAGCUGGCCAAGCUGACCUUUAAGCAGUUUGACGCCCCCUUCACCCUCACCUGGUUCGCCACCAGCUGGAACUCCCUCUUCUUCCCACUCUACUACAUCGGCCAUCUGUGUAAGAGUCCAGAGAGGCAGACGCCCAGACAGAGAUUCAGGGAGUGCAGUAGGUUUUUCGGGGAUGACGGGCUUACACCCAAGGUGUUUUUCACCAAGGUGGCUCCCUUUGGCCUGCUGUGGAUCCUCACCAACUACCUGUACCUGCAGGCCCUCAGGAAGAUCAACACAACAGACGCCUCGGCGCUCUUCUGUUGUAACAAGGCCUUCGUCUUCCUGCUGUCUUGGAUUGUACUUAGAGACCGCUUCAUGGGGGUCAGGAUAGUAGCUGCUAUCUUGGCCAUAGCAGGCAUUGUGAUGAUGACCUACGCUGAUGGAUUCCACAGCCACUCGGUCAUCGGCAUCACGUUGGUCGUGGCCUCUGCUUCGAUGUCAGCCCUAUAUAAGGUGCUCUUCAAGAUGGUCCUGGGCAGUGCCAAAUUCGGAGAGGCUGCACUCUUUCUUAGCAUCGUUGGAAGCGCCAACUUUGUUUUCAUCAGCUUCGUGCCGCUCAUCCUGUAUUUCACUCACGUGGAGUACAUUGACUCACCUGGAGAGAUCCCCUGGGCUUGCUUCUGCGGGGUUGCAGGCCUGAUGUUUGCUUUCAACGUCCUGUUGAACUUUGGCGUCGCGAUAACAUACCCAACAUUAAUAUCUCUUGGCAUCGUCCUAAGUGUUCCUGUAAAUGCCAUGGUGGACCUCCACACAUGUGAAAUUAAUUUCAACACAGUGCGCCUCAUUGCUGUGUUCAUCAUCUGCCUGGGGUUCCUCAUGCUGCUGCUACCGGAGGACUGGGACCAGUGCAUCAUCCAGCUCAGCACGAAGCUGCGCAAGAGAGACGAGCCAGCAGAGGGCAGCGCUGAGGCGGGCGCCACCACCGGGCUCAACUGGAGAGGGAGAGCCAGGACCUCCAUGUCAACAUUUGCACAUUGAAGACGUCAGGAUAUUUGAUCUGCCCUCUUUUUCAUGAAGCUCCCUGGAUGGAAAAAAGUGUUUUAGACUGCCCUCUGAUCAGUAACACUUCGGUCAAGGGGGGAGAUGCAGGAAUGUGAGAAUCAUUCAUUUAAUGUCCUUUCCACUCACGAGUUGUCAAAGUUGGUGCAUGGACAAUGUUUAUUGUAACCCAAAAGAUUAUCAGGUAUAACUGAUUAAGUCAUGUAUUAAUUUGGCUGUACCUCUUAAUCAAUCCAUGGAUUCUCUACAUCCUUGCACCUGGGAAGACUUGCCAACUUGCCUGAUAUUAUCAGUUCCGAGCAAAAAAGCAACCUUUUUGGAGGCAGGCCUAACACCGUGUGGACUUGCUGUCUUUAACAUUUACACACCUUUGAGAUCCAAAGAAGAAUGCCUAAAAUGCUGAAAACAAAAAGUGAGGCAAACUGUGUGUAAACUCUAUGACAAAUACCUGCCUUUGGUGCACUGUACAUAGCUGUGUCACACCGUUCAUGUCGGUGAGCUGUGGACCCAAUGGGCUCAUCUGGUUUGAGAGGACCUGUCUGAAAACCUGAGGAUCAAUCUGAGACAGAGAAGAAGUGUGUCUCUGUUCAUCCUGAGAAAAGAGGUCAGGUCCGAUUUAACCACACUGAUUGGCCCCCUGUGGUCAUAUGCUUUCCUGGGGCUAACCCCUACUCUGUCAAAGCUGACACUCAUUGCUCAGGCCCACAGUUAAGGCACGAGAGAUCAAAAAACAGUUUUUAAUGGGUAGGGGUGGCAAACUCAUUUCAGUUAAGGGGCCACAUACUGCCCACUUUGAUCUAAAGUGGGCCGGACCAGUAACAUCAUAGCAUAAUAACCCACAGGCCCUACAUAACGACAAUAUUUCUGUUUAA
Notothenia coriiceps (black rockcod) is the source of this 2260-nucleotide messenger RNA. It is a transcript of the gene slc35f3b, whose product is annotated as solute carrier family 35 member F3b. The record is from RefSeq and is a predicted model, not a curated record. Gene Ontology annotation, biological process: transmembrane transport. Gene Ontology annotation, cellular component: membrane. The transcript has 7 exons. Gene Ontology annotation, molecular function: transmembrane transporter activity. Lineage: Eukaryota; Metazoa; Chordata; Actinopteri; Perciformes; Nototheniidae. Bases 78 to 1367 code for a protein of 429 amino acids.